Kockovaella imperatae is the source of this 1854-nucleotide messenger RNA. RefSeq names its product putative Acetamidase. The transcript has 10 exons. The record is from RefSeq and is a predicted model, not a curated record. NCBI's taxonomy places the organism in Eukaryota, Fungi, Basidiomycota, Tremellomycetes, Tremellales, Cuniculitremaceae. The coding region runs from base 86 to 1780 and encodes 564 amino acids.
AGGCUAGGGAUAUAUAUGUAUCGUCGACUAAUUCCCCCAGCUCUCAUCAUCCCUCUCAACCUUUUGCAGUCACCAGCUAUAAGCCAUGGUGCGAGUCGAAGAUCAUAUCUCGGUACCCCGAAGCGACGCCGCGAAUAAUCUGAAUUGGGCUCUGAUAGCGCAUGCAAAGGCGGAUCAGGUACACAACCGUAUUCCUCAAGGCUGGAUAUUGGAUGAAGAGAUACUGGCGAAUCAAGCAAACGAUAUCACCCAUGUGCCGGACACCUGUGGUCUACUGAGUAAGCGGGAGAUCAUCAUCACCUCCUCGGAAGCAAAAGAGCUGGCAGACCAGUUGGCAGCGAAGGUCUACACGUCCUAUGAAGUCACUCUGGCGUUCUGUAAACGCGCGGCGAUAGCACAUCAGCUCACAGGAUGCCUGUCUGAAAUCUUCUUUGAUAAGGCCCUCGAAGCUGCCAAGGGGAUCGAUGAGCAGUACGUCCAGACAGGCAAGCCCCUUGGUCCACUCCACGGGCUUCCAGUGUCCCUCAAAGAUCAUCACAGAGUCGAGGGCACGGCCGCAGCUAUAGGAUACGCUUCACUAGCCUUCCAAGAGACAAAAGCGGGACACGAAUCUGAAAUGACCAAGAUCAUGCGACACCUCGGAGCGGUACUCUACUGUAAGACUAGUGUACCCGUCGGGAUGAUGUCUGGGGAGACCUACAAUCAUAUCACUGGGUACACUCCGAAUCCGUUCAAUCGGAGCUUGUCAAGUGGAGGAUCAUCAGGUGGUGAAGGCGCUUUGCUCGCCAUGCGAGGUAGCCCACUGGGGGUGGGGAGUGAUAUAGGGGGAUCUUUACGCAUCCCGGCAUCAUUCUGCGGGUUAUACACUCUUAAACCUUCCUUCGGGCGCUUUCCGGCGUAUGGGGGUGUGGAAUCGUUUCCCGGACAAGAGGCUCUACGAAAUGUGAAUGGGCCAAUGAGUCAUUCUCUGGCGGCCAUUGAGAUGUGGAGCAAGGCAGUGAUCGAUACCGAGCCGUGGAGGGAAGCAGAUCCAGAUUGUCUGCCUAUACCUUGGCGAGAAGUCAAGCUGCCACAAAAGCUCUGCUUUGGCUUUGUACGGGAUGACGGGGUUCUAAGGCCAUCACCUUCCGUCAGUCGAGCUCUGAAGCUCGUCAUUGAGGCGCUGGAAGCUGCAGGGCAUACAGUAGUCCAAGUGGAUCUACCCGGAAGAUACAACAUCAACCUUUAUAAAGGGGACCUGUACCUCCGUCAAGGCGCGAAAGUUAUCCGUGAGAACCUCGAGGUAGCAGGCGAGCCCUGGCCUCGAGGAUAUGAUCACCUAGAAUUGAUAUCUGCACCUGAUGAGCCACCCGCAAGGGUAUCGGAUCUAUGGCAAGCUUGUAUGAUUCGGACACGAUUCGCUCAUCAAGUCGGCAAGUUGUGGUCCGCGACCAAGGAUAUCACCGGGACAGGGAGGGAGAUUGACGCCUUGAUCACUCCCUGUACUGCUUGGCCCGCUUGUAAGCGGUACGAGUUCGGUCAUGACGAUUACCUGAGCGUAUGGAGCCAGCUGGACUAUUGUGCCACUGUCAUCCCCGUGACCAAAGUGGAUCAACAGCUAGAUGCGGUGCAAGAUAUCGUGACGCUCAAUGAGGUAGAAGCAAGCGUGUGGCAGGACUAUCGGGUGGAAGACUACGCCAAUGCUCCAGUCGCCGUGCAGCUAGUGGCUAGGAGGUUACACGAAGAGCACCUCCUGGCCGUGACAAAGGUCUGCGAUGAGGCGCUUCGCAAAGUAGCCUGAGGCAAGCUUGAUCCGCCCACCAAGACUUGCGAUUCGUAGCGGGUGCUUGCCCAAAAACGACAUUCAAGAGCGGA